AUGGGUUUCGUUGCGUUAUUGUUUUUAAUAUGGUUGUGUGUUCUUGGUAAUACGGUCAAUUUCACAGAAAUCAAUGGAUUUCAAUACGUUGACUCCUCACAGUACUGCUACGUAUUCACCAGCCAACUUUACGGAAACCCGAGAAAUCAGUCCAAUUUCUGGUUUCAAUGGAAAGACGUAACAUGGAUGAUGGGUGGUCAAAAGUAUAUGCGCUAUGGGUGUGCGACUACACGGACCACCUACUCCGGCUGGUUGAUGUGUGUGCUCGGUCCCGAAGAAUGCAACCCGGACGUGAUGUAUGAUCACCAACUGACGCUGGAACCAAAUUCGGACGACGCAGCCAAGUUGACGACCAUUCUGUACAAGAACCGGACCGUGCUACCGGUGUACGUCAGUCUGCCCACAUUCACGUGCCGUCGCUUUACGGCAAUUCGUCCUUACCCCUUUUACGAAACCCCGGAAACAGGGAUCACCGGGCUCGGCUGGGCCGGCCAUUGCCAAACAGUAAUCUAUCUUAUGGACAUGGGGAUGACAGGCAAGUUCACGAACAUGCGCAUCGAACAAGCCGCCGGCACAUAUAUGGGCGGACAUGACUUUAUCAAUAGUUGGUCGAGCAUGGUGAAGCCAAAUUAUUUCGGUUCUAUCGUGACGUGGCAAUGGCAAAAGCACUACCGUGAAAUGGCGUAUACGUGCCGUGGCGACCAAUGUAACGAGAUGAUCAUCCCGGAUAUGUACCCACAACCAACCAUUGAAUGUGCGCUUGGGGACGGGCAAACCGCCUACGACAAGAAAUACAACUCGUUGUGCGUGGGCCAGCUUUGUUUCAUCAGCUUCACACAGAGCUGGACCAACGAGUACAAUUUCCGCCAACAAAUUGCGGAAAGCUACGCGGUCGCCAAACGGGGAUGUUUUAUGCAGAACACGAUUCGAGGGGAGGGACGCGUGGAGGUCGGCCCUGUCGCUUGGAUGUACGCCAAUCAACCGUGGGUGACGAUAUUCUGCGAUGAGCCGGCGUGCAACCGGGACCUCACCACCGUCUGGGCGGCGGUAGACCGACACAAGAACUCGCUUCCGCCAUUUACGCCGUACUACAGCUUUGAACACAACGAUACACCGCCAUAUGGCCGGGCCCACGAUACCGACCCGAAUUUGACAUUCCUUGACUUUGGUCUGUCAUUUUUGAAACGACGUGCCGUGGAGCCAGCAGCAUUUGCAAAAACUACUUUCCGCCCGUUUUUGGGGUCGGAUAUAUCCGUAAGAGUCGGGGGUGCCGGUCGUGUGACGACAUUUUGUGAUGAGCUGGCUUGCAACCGGGACCUCACCACAGUCUGGGCGUUGGUGGACAGACACAAGAACUCGCUUCCGCCGUUGACGCCCUACCACAGCUUGGAACCCAACGAUACACCGCCAUAUGGCCGGGCCCAGGGCACUGCCGGAAAUUUGACAAUGCUUGACUUUGAUGUGUCAUUUUUUGAAACGACGUGCCGUAGAGCCUCAAGUUUUUGCAAAAUCGGCUUUCUCCUCUGGUUU
Molecule: messenger RNA, 1530 nt
Organism: Mesorhabditis spiculigera
Lineage: Eukaryota; Metazoa; Nematoda; Chromadorea; Rhabditida; Rhabditidae
Source: the annotation of a GenBank genome assembly